GGUGAACCCAGAACCCGGGGCUGUUUCAGAGAGUUCUCCUCUCCAGAGUGGCUGCAGCUGAAUCACUCUGAUCCGAUCAAUACACCAGCUGCUCUGAGGAGAGCUGACAGAGUUUUAAGCUGUUUAAGCCUCCAGGAUGAGCGACCACCAGGUCUGAAAUCCAGAAGAAGUUAAGAGGAAAGUUCAGGGACACAGCUGGAAACUGCUGGAGCCACAAUGGAACUACAGACCUGUCUGUGCUUGGUUUUCAUUGCUGCAACUCCAAGAGUGUACUCCCAAGUUGGACCUCGUGCCCAUGCUGAAGAGAGGCUUCUUCAGAAUCUGUUUGCCCAUUACAAUAAGCUCUCUCGGCCUGUGCAAAACACUUCAGACACGGUGCUGGUCCACUUCGGCUUGUCUAUUGCUCAGCUAAUUGAUGUGGAUGAGAAGAACCAAAUGAUGACUACAAAUGUGUGGGUUAAGCAAGAAUGGAACGACUACAAACUCCGUUGGAACCCGGAGGAAUACGAAAACGUCACGUCAAUACGCAUCCCGUCAGAGAUCAUCUGGAGACCUGAUAUUGUCCUCUACAACAAUGCAGACGGCGACUUUGCAGUGACUCACCUCACGAAAGCUCACCUGUUCUAUGAUGGUCAAAUAAAGUGGACGCCUCCAGCCAUUUACAAGUCGUCGUGCAGCAUAGACGUCACAUUUUUUCCCUUCGACCAGCAGAGCUGCAAGAUGAAGUUUGGCUCCUGGACCUACGACCGAGCCAAGAUCGACCUGAUCAGCAUGGCCAGCGAUGUGGACCAGAUGGACUACUGGGAGAGCGGCGAGUGGGUCAUUGUCAAUGCAGUGGGCAAGUACAACACGAAAAAGUACGAGUGUUGUACAGAGAUCUACGCAGACAUCACUUACUACUUCAUCAUUCGGAGGCUUCCCUUGUUCUACACCAUCAACCUGAUCAUACCCUGUCUGCUCAUCUCCUGUUUGACUGUUCUGGUCUUUUAUUUGCCAUCCCAGUGUGGGGAGAAGAUCACCUUAUGUAUUUCGGUUCUCCUGUCCCUAACCGUGUUUCUCUUGCUAAUCACAGAGAUUAUCCCGUCCACGUCACUGGUGAUCCCCCUUAUUGGUGAAUACCUGCUGUUCACUAUGGUAUUUGUCACACUCUCCAUCGUAAUCACAGUGUUUGUGUUGAAUGUGCAUCACCGGUCACCCAAAACUCAUGGUAUGCCUCAUUGGGUGCGUAGAGUUUUCUUGGACUUGGUUCCUCGAGUCCUCUUCAUGAAACGUCCGCCGGGAACAGCGAAGCAGCACUGCAAGAAGCUCAUUGAGAUGAUGCACCGCCCGACUGUGAAUUCCACAGCAAACAACUCGCAGGCUUUUUGGAUUGGUCUGGAUACGGAGCUGAGACAGAUGACGCAGACAGACAACAUGCUCCCAAAAACCCCAACUGACAGUCCGAGAAUUCUUGUUUGCUCACCUUCUCCACCUUCUUCCUCCCGAGAAGACCACUGUAACAACCAUCCACUCAGCACCAAUAUCUUCCACAGAUCAGCCUCCGCCAAAUACUCGGUCCUCACAGAGAAGCAUUCCCUACGUGGACACAACUCUGCGAUCAUGUGCGCCUCUCAGUUGUCUUUGCCUCCGACUUUGCCUCUGGGCUCACUUCACAACUUGUCCAGUGAGCAGCCAAGUUCUCUGUCCCUCAACGGCCAUUCCCAAAGCGCAGAGCAAAUGUGCAACCAGCACGAUCAGGCUCCACUGACAUCUGAGCAUCUCUGCCGCUCACAGAGUUUCCAGUACUGCUGUCUGCAUGAUGAUGGCUUACUGGGGUCUCCAAGGCAGCUGAAAGAAAUGGUCUCUAAAGAGCACUUGGCCAAAUCCCCAACAAGAUUGCCAACCAAAGAAGCAAGCACCCAACAAGAUACUCCUAUUCCAGCAAUUUCUCCAGCUAUGCAACGAGCCAUAGAGGGAGUUCAGUACAUCGCAGACCAUCUCAAAGCAGAGGAUGCAGACUUUUCAGUGAAGGAGGACUGGAAGUAUGUGGCAAUGGUCAUUGACAGGAUAUUCCUCUGGAUGUUUGUACUGGUGUGUAUUCUGGGAUCUGUGGGACUCUUCCUCCCUCCCUGGCUGGCUGGGAUGAUCUAGCAGCUUUGAGGAAUAUGAGAGCUGACAAGACGACGGGCUUGUCACAUGUUGUAAGAAAAAAGGUUUAUUAUGAAUCCUUUUUCUUUCUGGUUUGGUCACAGUCUUUGCUCUUAUCCUUUGUAAUCAAAUGGUUACCCACUGAGGAACAAGAUGGAAUAUCUGUCACUGAUCCCUGUGGGCACAUACAUUCUUUAUGAGGGCAAAAGGUCAACAACAAAAAUACACUUCAACGCCACUCCAUUCUGACUCUGAGCUGCACAGCUCAAACUGUCAUGCUGUGAUAAAACGUCAAAAGCUGAAUCCUGAUACACCAGAAGACUUAACAUCCAGAUUGCUAAUAAUAGGACAAUAUGAGGUGGAGACUGCCAAAAUUACAGUCUCUGGGUGAAACAGAGCUGACAAUGAACUCAUGUCAUGAAAUAUUCAUGAGAUAUCCAUAAAGUAAUGUUUCUGUGAAAAUUUGUCUGAGAUUUUCCUUAGGCCGGAUAUUUUAUUUGAUUUAGGUAAAUGUGAGUAACCUGCUGUUAAAUGUUGAAUUGUGUCGGUUCUGUCAGACUUCUUAAGCAUUCUGUCCUUUCAAUAAUGGCUGUAUGGACAGAUAAACACAUACACUUUUAGUAUUUUCCUUGAUGAGUAUACAUAUGGACACGGUGGUGUGCCGUGAGGUUUCAGUCAGAGCCUUCAAUAGACGUCUACUAUAUCUGAACAACACACACGUUGUGCAGUAUGCAAAAAUUAUGCAACACACCAAGCAACAGGUAUCCAGUAAUAUGCAAAUAAAUAAAAAUCUGCCAAAAAUAUAUCAUUGCACUGACAUGCAAUAAUAUCAGUGCACAUAUCUCUGUAUGUAUGUGCACUGAUAUUGUUGCAGGAAAAAGGAAAGAGUGCACAUAAUCAAACAAGCAGCAAUUUAGCAAAACCUUUCUAUGUUCCCCAGUUCAGCUCAACAUCAAUCCAUACUGUUCAAAUAGCAUAUGUGAAACACAGGAAAACAUGUCAGAGGAGACAAUUUAAACUUUUUGGCCCAAACCCAAAAUCCAAUUGAGAAUCUAUACCAAGACUUCAUUCUCUAUCUACAUUUGUGUUCAUGUUUGAAAUGCUAUGAAGCUUCACACACAGAGUUACCACUUUGAUUAAAGUUUAAAAUGUUUAAUUAAGGCUAUGAAUUCUGAUAGUACAAAGUUUUGAGGGAGUAUUGAGAACAUAUGUUUUUAUGAACAGUAUACAGUCUAACAUACACCUUAUUUCCACCUGUGUUUGCUUUUAAAAUAUUUAAAAGUGCCAACACAUUUAGGAUUCAAUCCAUACUGACUGAGAACACUGACUUGCAAUCAAACUAUGGCUGAACUUAAACUAAACAAAAGUAUCUGCGAAUAAGUCUGGCAGGCUGAAAGUGUUCAUAUUCUGUAUGUUUCUGACAGCUUUAUGGACAAAGUCUUCCUGGAGUACUUGCUGAAGUGUUGGAGCAGGAAGUAUAUGGGAGGUGAAAGACUGCAGAGUGAGAACAGACAGCGUUAAAAAGUAAAGGAUAGAUAGUUAGAAAUGCAUGAUUAGAGAUAGUUUGAAUUUGUGAGACAAAAGAAUUAAAAUUCUACCCAGACAGUAUUUUGUGAUUUUAAAAUACUGUUAAAAAGUCCGGUACCAAAUGAUUUUCAAAUACCAGAAUUUUAGACUUCAACCAGGGAAAAUUGUACCUUUAUAUUUAUGAAUGAAAAGUAAUUUUUGCACUCUGUCAAACUAAAUAAAACUAUAGAUAAUUUAAUUUGGAAAGAUAAUUUAACAAUAGAAAAAAAUGUAUUUUAAAAAAUCCACCAUGUUAUUUAUAUUUUUAGGUUCUAAAAAAGAAAAAAACUGAUACAAAAAGAGAAUAGAGACAUUUUCUCCUAUGGGAUGUAAAUGUUUAUGGAAAAGCACACGGUUCAAAACCUAAUGACAGGAGGACUGAAACAGACAUGACAGGGUCAAGACAAAGUGGACUCUUGUUGUGUGAAAGCAGCUUCUAAACAGGUGAAUGAAGCAGAAGUUUCACCUGGAACUGAAACACUUUCAAGGUAUUUUCCCUAAUUUUCAUUUCAUAUCUUGUUCAAAUCUUGCUACAGCCUAUUAUCACGAGUGGAAAAGCAGAAAGUCUGGAUAGAGCUGCUAUUUAUGUACAAGCUGUUGGAUUCCCUCAAAUUGCUAAUCAUAUGUCAAAUUAUGCUGACUCGGUCCACUUAAUAUAACUGCAGAAUGUCAAAGUGGUGGCAGGUAGAUGAACUUACCAUGACACACACUUUUCUACUCAGUCUGCUUCACAUGGGUAAAGCGGCCCACUGGGCUUUAAUUAACACGUCUUCAUAUUAAAUUGGUUCCCAUACAUCAGCGUCUGGCCGUGCUGCCUGGAGAAAACCUCAAAUUGGAUUAAAAAGUGUGUAAUGUUACACCCAACGCUACGACCUCGAUUCUGACCCGAACCAACAAACUAUUGUAUUUCCACUGGCUCAGCAGAGCAGCUACCAUUGAUCAUUAUACAGAUUUCACAGCAGGUACAAAAUGGUAAUUUAUCUCUAUAAAAACACAGCGCAUUGAACAAAGUUUGAGUAACUGCCCACAGUUACUCAAACCUUGUUCAAAGCCCUAGCUUUGUGAUCUACAGAGAAAACAUUAGAAAACAGCUGGUAGUGGGACGUAGGAUGGAUUUUUCUGUAACCUAAGAGCUUGAUAAACUCCAUCUCCUCUAUAAUGUUUAAAUUAACCUGUUAAUGGAAGCUCAUUUUUCACCCUUCCAAUAUCCCAUCCAGACAUUUUUUAUUGAGAAUGGCUCUUGGCAAAAAUGAUACCAAAUACCUUUUUUUAAACCUCUGAUUUCACAUUUAGAAUAAAAUAUAAAGAGGUAAAUUAAAUAAGAAGAUGGAGAUCCAUAAAGAUGUUUUUCAUCAGCUUCCGUAAGAGAAAUGCUAUGCAAGGUCACCAUGCUAUUAAUUACAGCUAAAAUGUCAUGUUAUUAAAUUUACCUAGAUAAAGAACUUGCCUUCAAUGCUAAUUUCAGUUAUGACCUAUGAAGAUCAUGUGCUUUUGGGGUCUGGAAUUAAUUUGGACAUGGA
Messenger RNA from Gambusia affinis (western mosquitofish), 5213 nucleotides. RefSeq names its product cholinergic receptor, nicotinic, alpha 4b (gene chrna4b). Bases 217 to 2130 code for a protein of 637 amino acids. The transcript is spliced from 7 exons. Gene Ontology annotation, biological process: monoatomic ion transmembrane transport; signal transduction; regulation of membrane potential. NCBI's taxonomy places the organism in Eukaryota, Metazoa, Chordata, Actinopteri, Cyprinodontiformes, Poeciliidae. Gene Ontology annotation, molecular function: acetylcholine-gated monoatomic cation-selective channel activity; transmembrane signaling receptor activity. Gene Ontology annotation, cellular component: synapse; postsynaptic membrane; neuron projection. The record is from RefSeq and is a predicted model, not a curated record.